ACCAGUAGGUGGCUCCAGGGGCGGACUGACCAUUUGGAAACUCGGGCACUGCCCGAGGGCCCGGGGUCAGUAGGGGGCCCCAUGAGGUGCCCCUGGUACCUUUUUCAUAGGCUUUUUUGAGUUUGGGCAAGGACACAGGGGUCCCAUGAUCCCCUAUUGCCUGGGGGCCCCAUGAAUUGUCAGUCCGCCCCUGGUCCACCCCUGCUUCUGAGACUACAUUUAUGGGCUCCAACCUCAUAAUUUACAUCAAUAUUAGUUUUUUCA
Messenger RNA from Staurois parvus, 264 nucleotides. The record is from the annotation of a GenBank genome assembly. NCBI's taxonomy places the organism in Eukaryota, Metazoa, Chordata, Amphibia, Anura, Ranidae.